Molecule: messenger RNA, 3366 nt
Organism: Prorocentrum cordatum
Lineage: Eukaryota; Dinophyceae; Prorocentrales; Prorocentraceae
Source: the annotation of a GenBank genome assembly
AUGUCGCAGAUGUUGCCGCCGGAGCCGCCGCGGGCCGAGUGGAGUCGCAUCGUGGCUGCCGCAGCCCGAACGACGAAUGCGUCCCUGACUGGCCGCCUCGACGAGUUCCUUGCCCAGCACGCAAACGCCCCAAAGACCAGCCUCCUGUAUGUAUAUUACAAGGAGUUGCCAGACUACCACAAUUUGUCGCAGCUGUUGCAGGCGCAGCUCGCCUACUUGUUCUUCCAAAGGGACCAAUGCCCGAUCAUGUACUGCAGCCGCGAUGACGACUGGUGGGUGUGGGACCAGACGCGGCGCGUUGUCAAGCGAUCGCUGACGAGGGUCAAGGCGAUCUUCCAGGCGAGGUUCCUUCCCGUGGUCCAGGAGGUUGCCAGGCGCUGUCGCGCAGAGAAAUGCUUUGGGGAUGGCGAGGAUGGCAACCCCCACCCCAAGCAGCAGUUUCUGGACAAGGCGGCGGCGGCGCUGGAGUGCCAGCAAGGCGUGGAGAAGAACAUCAGAGAAUCUGCCAUGCUGUUCGACGGGGAGGCCGCGUUCGACUUGGACCCGUACCUCUUUCAGCUCAGCAAUUGCGUGGUGGACCUCCGCUCGAACACCAUCCGUCCAGGCCGCCCGACAGACAUGACUUCCCUGCGCAGCCCGAUUCGCGUGCCUCAAAGGUGGCUGCAGAAUUCCGACCUCGUGGAAUCCGAGUCGGCCAGCGACCGCCAGAGGUCAUGGUCGAUCUUGCGGUCGCUAUAUAAGCGCGAGGGCGACCAUCACCCCGACGAUUGCGCGGAGGAGCUCGGGGACGCAGACGCGGAGAACUUCCAGCACAUGAUGCAUCUGCAGGCGCGCCUUCUCGAAGGCACGCCGCUCUGCAAGUGCGCGCUGCUGUGGUCUAGGCGGGGCCGCAAUGGCAAGGGCAUCUGCGAAAAGAUAUUCCAGGCUGCCUGGGGGGAGUAUUACGUUCCUGUCCGAGCCACAGUCUUCACUGCGGACAAGCGCUCCGAGCACGAGCACAAGGCGGCGGACGCCUUUCGUCGAGGAUUUCGCGUAGCCUUCGGCAACGAGGUGCAUUCCGCGGCUUGGAGCAACGCUGUCUUCAAGAGCAGGAACUCUACCGAUCCCAUCACCGCCCGCGCUUGCAACUCAGGCGAAACCGAGAAGAUGAAGCCCAUGUGCACUUACAUUUUCGCGUGCAACGAUAUCCCAUCGUGGGAGCAGGUCCCCAAGGGCUCGGAGCGCGACCGCCUGCUGCCGAUGUAUAUGCCGAAUAAGUUUCGCGACUCCUUCGACGCCCCCACGUCGCCGCGUUCUUUCCUUAAGGACCACGGGCUCGAGGCAGAGAUCGGCAGGCCCGAGUUCGCGAUUGGCCACUUGCUCAACCUCCUCACCAUCAGGUCAUCUGCGUCUUCGGGCGGAGGCCUCUCACUGCACGAGCUGGCGGCGACAGGGACGAAGACGACGGCGCACUGGCUCGAGGCGUGGAUGACCGAGUGGAGCAGGGUGGACGGCGACGGCGCUCACGAGGGCGAGGUGAACGGGGAGUCAUUCGCGCUCGUCCAGGACAUCCACGCUCGCCUCUACGCGUCAAGGACCCGCGCCCUCCUGCAGUGCCAGGUGGAUCAGACCAGGUGCGAUCUGCCACUAGCCGCCCCCAAGACGAAGCGGUGGGCUGUCCUCCUGGGCCACGUCCGCGCGCAAGGUCGCCUCGGGGCCAAUCUCGCCCAGAUCGGGGCCGCGAAGUCACGCAAGCAGAGAAUGCAGGCGUGCGUGACCGCACUCCCCUUCGACACGUCGCUGUACAACCAGUUUUUCUCGGACACCGCCACGUUCGGCGACCUCGCGGAGUACACGUACAACCUGUCCCUCGACGCUUUCGCCCCCGCCGAGGACGCGCUCGCCAAGCCCGCCGAAGCUGAAGUGCCGACCCGAAUGUGCCGCUACACCGUCUGCGAGGCAGCCAACUUGACCGCGCUGCGGGCCCGGCGCGACGCUGGGGCUGCCGUCACGGGCGAGCGUCGCCAGGAGGGGUUGUCCGCGCACGUGGAUCUCCUGAACGAGGCGGGCCAGGCCUGCACCAUGAAGGACGGCUUUCUCCGCCCGACCUCCGAGCCAGGGUGCCCAGACAUCCGCGUCCUUCGGCGCGAGUAUUACCAGCUCGACGAGAUCGGCCGCGCGCACGAGUCAGGCCCAGGGCUUCAGUCUUGCACCCGAGAGACGCGAGUCGUCGCGUUCGAGGGCCUCGCCGUGGGCGAAUUCGACAUGAUUGCGGCGUUCUACCAGAUACUCCUGCAGGCGCUGCGGCCACACGUUCCGGAUGGCGCCAUUGAGCGUGACUUUGGGAUCGUCAAGAUGUACGCGGACAAAUCCAAAGAGUGGCGCUCCGACGUUGCCCAGUACUAUAACAUCGACGUGCCCCAGGCCAAGGCGAUCUUCUCGCGGCUGCCGUUCAAGGGCAGCAUUCAGCCUGAUGCAUCCUGGGAAGGCGAUCGCUCCGACGACAUGCUGCCGUGCCUGAUGGAGUUGAGGAGCGCUUUCAGGCGUGGCCAGGAGACCCUCGCGGCCGAGUGUGACAAUUACAAGAAGGCGAGGUCUUGGAAUUCGACGUUGCCGCUGGCUUGCCCGACCGCGCGUGGCUUCAGGUUUCGCUGCUUCCCCGCGGCGAGCCCCGCCGCGGCGGCACGGGCCGCUAGCGACGCGAGGACUUCCAGGAACCGCAAGGCUGCAUCCAUGGAGAAGGUGUUGCAGAAGGCGCAUCCAGGGUCCUCGGCGCUGGCGCUGUACCUUCAGACGAAGGAAGACGAGAUUCUCGAGAGCAUGGCUGCUGCUGCCAAGGGGCUGCAAGCGUGCGUCUUGAGCUUGGUGUUCGACGGCAUGUACGUGGCCAUGCCUUCAAUGCCCGACAUCGCGGGACUGUUCGACUCGGUGGCCGGCCACGUCUGGGAGACGCACGGUGUCCGCAUCGCCUUGAAGGCAGCGGGUGGCGAGACGAUCAAGGCGUUCGCGGCUGCGUCGAAACGCAGCCGCUCGAGCGAUGAGGACGAGGCUGAGACGGCCCAGAAGAAGGCGAAGGUGUGCCACCUGACCCAGGAUAUGGAGAAGCUGUUGGAUAUCGACGCGUCCGCGGCGGCCAGCGGCGCGCACCAGGGCGGCGGGCCGCCCUGCGCCCAGGAGGAGCAGCGCGGACACGGACAAGGCGGCGGGAUGCUCGGCGCCGCGGCAGCCAGCGGCGCGCCCGAGGGCAGCGGGCAGUUAAUCGCACAGGAGGAGCAAUUCGGCUGCGAGCCAGGCGGUGGGCCGCCUGAUACGCAGGAGCCGUCGAUGGCAGGCCGCUGGAAUGAGGGCGACGCGGUCGUCUCCGAGGCGGCUCACGGCGGUGCGUGA